This is a messenger RNA of Puccinia triticina, 705 nucleotides long. RefSeq lists its product as uncharacterized. The record is from RefSeq and is a predicted model, not a curated record. NCBI's taxonomy places the organism in Eukaryota, Fungi, Basidiomycota, Pucciniomycetes, Pucciniales, Pucciniaceae. The coding region runs from base 1 to 705 and encodes 234 amino acids. Gene Ontology annotation, biological process: carbohydrate metabolic process. Gene Ontology annotation, molecular function: carbohydrate binding; isomerase activity. The transcript has 4 exons.
AUGGGCUUCACCAGGACUAAAUCUUCAAUCAUCAUCAAGACCUCCGUCGCUCAUGUCGGGAUCGCACUCCAUGGGGCACACGUGUUCUUUGGUCCUCCACCUUCAAGGGAACCAUAUUCAAGUCUCAAGCAACACGGCUUUGCACGAAACACGCGGUGGUCAUUCGAGGGAGUCGAAGAAGGAAGUGAUUGGGUAGAAGCCCGCUUCAGCUUAAGCUCUAGCAAUGGCGAGGUCGGAAAGGUCUUCAAGCCAGCCUUCGAUUGUCUAUACAAGGUCAAGAUCUGCCAGCAAAGUCUGGUGACCAGCCUCGAGGUGACUAAUCCGUCCGAGUCCAGUCUAGAGUUCCAAGCUCUCCUGCACACCUACCUCCGUUUGCCCACCCAAGGCACACCACAAGACGUCCGUCUAGGACCUCUGAAAGGGUUGUCGUUUGCCGAUAAAGUGGCACAGGGCGCGGUGGCCAUCGAGGAUCGAGAUACUGUAGACUUCCUACAGGGGAAGGUUGAUCAAGUAUAUCGUGACGUACCAUCGGUGAUCGAAUUGACCGUCUGGAACCCCGACGAGGCCAAGAGCAACGCGAUGGCUGACAUGGAAAACGAAGGCUGGAAACGGUUCGUCUGCAUCGAGCCUGGCCAAACCAGCUUUGUCUCGCUCCAGCCGAAGGCAGUUUGGAAAGGCUCCCAAGAGCUUAUUGCUCAUAUAUGA